Molecule: messenger RNA, 792 nt
Organism: Penicillium longicatenatum
Lineage: Eukaryota; Fungi; Ascomycota; Eurotiomycetes; Eurotiales; Aspergillaceae
Exons: 2
Coding region: 1-792 (263 amino acids)
Source: RefSeq, a predicted model, not a curated record
AUGGGCUACGAGCCACUCCAUGGAUCAUGCUCCUGUGGUCGCAAUGAGUACCAAAUUACGAUCCCUGAUGACGUGACAGAGCAUGCACAGGUUUACUUUGACAGCAGCAGAGAUAAUCGCCGAUUCCACGGCACGCCAUUAUCGGCCUGGCUUCGUGUUCCACUGGACUGGUAUCAGUCCCACACUACUUCUUUUUACCCCGACGAGACUCACGACUCAAUUCGCCGCAUCUUCACCCCACACCAUGCUCCACAAACUCGGCGCAUCUUCUGCGGUUUUUGUGGUACGCCGUUGACCUUCUGGACUGAAGAGCCUGCCGAAGAAGCGGAAUUCAUGUCGAUUGCAAUUGGGAGUCUGCUCGGGGAGGAUCAGCAUGCCUUGGAGGACCUUGACCUGCUACCGGAUGACUUUGAUGAGGAUGCACAGCACGCCGAUAUCUCGACUUCGUCUGCUCUUACACCUUCCCAAGGAGAAACAUCUGUUAUUGUACCCUCUUUCUCAGAUGAGCCGGUCCUAUCCCGAAGCUUCCGACGUGGUAAGAUUGACGGCAUUCCCUGGUUUGAAGAGAUGGUAGAAGGAAGUCGACUUGGUCGAUUGAUGCGGGCGAAACGUGGAAAGGGAGUUAGCGAUGAUAACUCUACUUCAUUCGAAUGGGAGAUUAGUGAAUGGCAUGACGAUGGCACCCGUGGCAUUUCACAAGAAGAAUCUGACUCCAGUGAUAAAGCCACCGGGAAAAGAAAAAGGGGGAACCAAGGGGAUGCCCAACCUCGAUCAAAACGAGCAUUAGACUAA